Molecule: messenger RNA, 403 nt
Organism: Xylona heveae TC161
Lineage: Eukaryota; Fungi; Ascomycota; Xylonomycetes; Xylonales; Xylonaceae
Exons: 1
Coding region: 110-370 (86 amino acids)
Source: RefSeq, a predicted model, not a curated record
AAUUUCUGAUACCAACAUUGCGAGUAAGGCAGACGUUCACUAGGGACAGCACUUACCUCCACAAAAACAGUGGUAUUACAAGGGAUGUGUACCUUAUAUAUCCCUUGAUAUGCCUUGUCAUAUACACUUCUUCCCUUCGAGACAUGACAGGAAUGGCCCAUUAUUUUCCCGCUUAACUUUUACGCGCACCUUCAGAUUCUUUCCCUCCUGUCCUUUCGCGCCCCAUAAAUGGGAUACUCUCGUCUCCUUUUUUCAACUUUAUCACGCUACGUCGCACCUUGCUCGCACAUUGCGCUUAGGCUCUACCUCAGGCCCUCAGAUUUUAUCGUUUUUUUUUUUUUUCUUCCGCGAAUAUCCUGCCACGAGAUGACGGAGAUCUGCCUCCACGUCCCCUAUUUUAUCA